Drosophila ananassae is the source of this 832-nucleotide messenger RNA. Its product is annotated as glutathione S-transferase theta-3. Bases 72 to 758 code for a protein of 228 amino acids. Gene Ontology annotation, biological process: glutathione metabolic process. The transcript has 4 exons. The record is from RefSeq and is a predicted model, not a curated record. Lineage: Eukaryota; Metazoa; Arthropoda; Insecta; Diptera; Drosophilidae. Gene Ontology annotation, cellular component: cytoplasm. Gene Ontology annotation, molecular function: glutathione transferase activity.
GAUCAGCUGGAAAGCUUAUUUUGUGUAAAGUUUAUCAACAUAUCAACAGCAGGUCCAAAUUCUUCAGUAUUAUGUCCUCACCCAUUAGAUUCUACUUCGAUUUAUUGUCACCUCCUUCACGGGGACUGUGGCUAGCUUUAAAGUUGUGUCAAAACCCAAUAGAAUUUUGUCCCAUUGCCCUCCGGAAAUUGGAACAGUUGACCGAGGAGUACAAGAAGAUCAAUCGUUUCCAAAAGGUGCCUGCCAUAGUAGUUGGCGACUUCCACUUGGCUGAAACAAUCGCCAUUAUUCGUUAUCUCGCCGACAAAGGUCACUUUAGUGAACAGCUUUACCCGAAGUCCAUAGAGGCCCGAGCUCGGGUGGAUGAAUUCCUUGAGUGGCAACAUCUCAAUAUUCGACUGGCCUGUUCUUUGUUUUUCCGGGAUGCUUGGCUUCUCCCCAUUAAUGGUCUGGCACCCAAACCAACAUCUGAAAAAUUACAAGAGCUGAUUAGAACUGUGGAGGAGAAUCUGGUCCUUUUGGAGAUCUUCUGGCUGAAUGAGGACUUCCUGGUUGGCAACACACUAACCGUGGCAGAUCUUCUAUGUGCUUCCGAAAUAAAUCAACUGAAGAUUUGCCACUAUAACGUCGAUGAGAAAAUGUUCCCAAAAGUUUUCAAGUGGCUGGAUCGUGUUCGUCAGGAAACCAAUCCCUACCAUGAUGAGUCCCUGGCUUUUGUUAAUCACAAGGCCAAGCUGAAUUCACUAGCUAAAUUGUGAAAUUAAAUUUGUUGUUUAUAAUGUGUAAUUUCUAUUUUUUUAAAGACUGUGAAAUAAAAAUCUGUUUUUCAAAA